Molecule: messenger RNA, 1560 nt
Organism: Cylas formicarius (sweet potato weevil)
Lineage: Eukaryota; Metazoa; Arthropoda; Insecta; Coleoptera; Brentidae
Exons: 4
Coding region: 545-1516 (323 amino acids)
Biological process (GO): cell-cell adhesion
Cellular component (GO): cell-cell junction
Molecular function (GO): cell adhesion molecule binding
Source: RefSeq, a predicted model, not a curated record
AACGACGCCGUGGCGGAAAGGAAUUUAAAAAGAAUUAUUGAUUAUCGAAAAUAUUUAUAUCGAAUGGCGCGCGCGUGGGCUAUAUUUAUUAAAUUCAUUAAUCCUAUUUGCGGGCGCACACAAUCCCGCAGAACUAUAAAUAAAACUUUAUAUCGAUGGCAAAACAAAAAUGAACAACCGGUAGUAAUCGUAUUUCAUUCUUAGAUAAGAUUAUGGCGAUCGUUUUAUCUCCCCCUACUGUCGUUUGACACGUUAAUCUCUAAAUGCAACGUUUCAAUUUAAAUAGUUUUGUUGUUGUUGUCGCGAGACGGACGCCGCUGCGGGAGCCACAAAGAGUGCGGCGUUGCGCGAGCUUGCGAAUUAUAUAUACGUAUUAGUUGCGAACGAAAUGAAGUGCCCGAUAUUUUGACGUUUUCCCGUAAAUGUUUGGAUUAGCGGAGGAUCGGAAACAGACGCGUUGUUUCAGAAAAAUGUUAACCGCGACGACGACCACGCGCCAGAUCGAAAUCAUGGACGCGUUUGGCAUUUUCUGACGACGAAUAAUAUGAAUGUCACGAUCUCGUGUUGGGUUUACGCAUUGUUUCUGACUUUCUGCGGGUGUCAGCGUUACGAGGACGAAGGCUACACGAACGAUUCGCCCUUUAUAUCGGACGCCCGAGUGGAAACCGUUAGGGUGAAAUCCGGCACCCCGUUGCUGACGAUUAAGUGCGGCAACGGCGCGCGCCGCGCGACGGGGCUGGUUUGGGAAUACAAGCCAUGUCGGUCGUAUUAUAGUGGGCUAUUUUGCAACUCUGACGUUACCGACGGCGACGGCAGGGACGCCACCUCGUGGCGGAAAAUUCACCGCGGAGUUCGCGACAAAUUCGAAAUCGCCCGCCCCAACGAAACGCACAGCGGCAUGUACCGGUGCAGAGAAAACGAUUUGGUGAAAAGGACGUAUUUGCUCGAAAUCGUCGAUGACAUUAAGUUCGACGGGCCGCCACCUUCCAUCUCAUCCCUGAAGAUAUCGAACGCGACGAGCGAUGUCAACGCGGAAUUCACGAUACAGUGCAACGUUUCCAGCGUGGUGCCGCCGACCGUCAUCUGGUUCAAGUCUUGUUUCGAUCACAAGUGCGAGAUCGCAUACGAAAACGUGUGCUAUUGCCAUUUGAAUUUCCCGCCAUCCGCGUACAACGUCGGCAACACUUACCUGAGCAAAAUAAACGUUCACAACACUCGGUCCACGGAUAGCGGGAUCUACGCGUGUCUCGCUGUCACGGAAUACGGAAAAGAUCACAAAAACGUCACCGUGCAAGUGACGAGCGAGACGCGCUGGAUCGAUGACGCGCUGUUUCCGAUUUUGGUGUGCGCGUCUGUCAUUUUCGUGGUCGUGUCGGUUUUGAUCAUUUCGCAUUAUUGUAAAAAGAAGACGAAAACGGCGAGCGGCGAAGUCGGCGAGCAGGAACAACGAUUGGCCGCUCCCGGGAAUGACGUAAACUCGUUACCGACCAGGAAUAGUACCGAUAAAAGACGAUAGACUCGGGCAACAUUUAUAAAACGUGUGAUAUUUGUUAAUAUACG